AUGGCUAUGCUAUUUAUAGGACCCAAAUUCAAACGUCAUACAACUAUUAUCAGUCCGUUGUUUCGUCGAGCUAAAAUCAGCGCACAUGCAGAUACAAUCAUCGAUUGUACAGAUAAAUUAUUGAACCGAUGGCGUAAUUACAACAAUAAUCCGACAGAUAUUCACUUGAAUUUAAUCGAACAAUCACAACAAUUGUUACUUACUAUUUUGGGUUUCGUUGCAUUUGAUUAUGAUCUUCAAACACUUGACGAAGAAGAUAGAAGCAAUGAAAACGAACUCACUCACGCAUUGUGCAUAAAUUUCAAGACAUCAAUAUUUGUCGCACGAUUACCAAUGUUCAUAGCUCGCAUCUAUUUAGUAUUGAAUUAUGAAUAUCGACAAGCACGAAUGACCAUUGAUCGGUAUUUGCAACAAAUGAUCGAUCAAGAAUUACGAGAGACUGCUGUAACGAGAACUCAACGCAGGAAAACAAGUUUGAUUGCAUCACUAGUGGCGUCGUUACAAGAGGACGAACUGUUUGAAGCAACAAAAUCCGAAGAACAUAAGAAAGGUCUUUCUCAGAUAGAAGUAAUGGGUGAAAUGUUAGCACUACUUUCCGCUGGCUAUAGUCCGACAUCAGCAGCUCUGGUCUGGUUUAUGCAUUUGAUGAGCAAAUAUCCGCAAGUACAAAGUAAACUUAAGAAUGAACUUGUUGAGUACAAUCUUCAGCGGCUCUCAGUUGAACAAAUCGAUUCGCUUACUUAUUUGGAUUGUGUUAUUCGUGAAUUGUUUCGUUUUGUACCACCUAUAGUCGGUACUCUGCGAACGCUUACUGCUGAUGAUCGACUGUCGGCAACUGGAGUUCAACUGAGCAAAGGUGAUCAAGUAUUUAUUCCAUUUUACAAUUUGGGUCGAGAUUCACGCUAUUGGUCCGGAUCGUUUGAUCUUGAUCAAUUUCAUCCCGAACGAUUUUUAAUUGAAAGCAAUAUGAAUAGCAAUAAAACAGCAUCAAUAGCAUUUGGUGGUGGCCAUCGUCAGUGCAUUGGACAAGAUUUCGCUCGGCUCGAACUCAAGGCUAUUUGUGUUCGACUCAUGCAGCAUAUGUCAUUCGGCGAUGGUGGACCCGACGUUAAUGAAAGUGGAUACAAACAGACCGAUACAAUCUUACCCAAACAUAUAGGUUGUACAAUAAAUGGUGUUCAUCGCUUUAUCAUUGCAAUUAUACUUUUACUUAUCAUCAGUGGAAUAAUCUUGAUUGCAGUUCUCGUACCUGUGUUAACUAAGUUUGGAUCAGGAACAAAAACUGAACUACCUACUACACAUGUGCUGCGUUGGAAAUCGAAUGGUAUUACUGUUGCUGGACUAACAGGGUUACAAGGGAAUACUAGUUAUCAGCUUAUGCAACCCAAGAAAGUAUUUUGGAAAAGACCCAACAUACUUUAUAUUGCUGAUUAUCAAAAUAAUCGUGUACAACGGUAUGAAAUAGGUUCUUCCAGUGGUACGACUGUUGCAGGAGAUGGCUCUUUCGGUUCAUCUUUAAAUCAAUUAUACUAUCCUUCAUAUGUCACAAUCGAUUCUAAUGAUGAAAUUAUCGUUGCAGAUACCUAUAAUAAUAGAGUUCAACUUUGGUCAACUGGUAGUACAUCAGGAAUUAAAAUAGCUGGCACAGGUGUUGCUGGUAAUUCACUCAAUCAGUUGCAGUUACCAACUGGUGUUUCAUAUGACUCAAACUCUAAUACCUUAUAUAUAGCAGAUUAUACCAAUGAUCGUGUGAUGCGCUAUCUAUAUGGUGCUUCAAAUGGAACUAUUGCUGCUGGUGGUAAUGGAUUUGGUAUAACGAAUAUAAAGUUAUGGAGGCCAGCUGGUUUAUAUUUCGAUUCAUUUUCAAAUAAUUUACUAAUUGCUAAUGCCAAUGCUCAGACUAUAGUUCAAUGGCCACUAAAUGCUAGUAAUUGGACACUUGUAGCAGGAUGUGCUGGGACUUCAGGGAACAAUGCAACAUUGUUAAAUUAUCCUAUGGAUGUAGUAUUGGAUCCUAUGGGUAAUAUUUAUGUUGCUGACAGAAAUAAUCACAGAAUACAAUUAUUUAUGAAUGGACAAACUCAAGGAAUAACAAUAGCUGGUGUUACAAGUAUGUUUGGUUCUAAUGAUACAUUAUUAAAUUUACCUUUUGGUGUAACAUUAGAUAAUCAACUUAAUCUAUACGUAGCUGAUACAGGCAAUCAUAGAAUUCAACAAUUUUUACGAUAUUAA
Molecule: messenger RNA, 2232 nt
Organism: Rotaria socialis
Lineage: Eukaryota; Metazoa; Rotifera; Eurotatoria; Philodinida; Philodinidae
Source: the annotation of a GenBank genome assembly